AUGCCCCUCACCGCCCUCGAUCCCCUCCCCUCCGAGAUCCGCCAACUCAUCUUCCAGCACCUCCAGUCGACCACCGACAAACCCACCCUCGCUACCCUUGCAUGCGUCUCUCGCGCAAUAUACGCCGAGUCAAUCCCUCGCCUAUACGAGACGGUCCGCCUCAAUGCUUUCAAUGCGGAGGCCUUUUUCGGACGUCUCAUAUCCGAUGGCCUAGGUGGUAUCGACAAAGAGAUCGCCGCCCAUAAACCGUAUCUCAAGCACUACGUCUCCCAACUCCCUGAAUCACUAGAGAGGCUCUCAUCCUCCCGUUUCAUUCCGUCUCCUAUCGCGCGGAAGCUCUGUCAGCUCUGGUCGACUGAUCGUGUACUUCUUGAGGACGGUCUCGCCGCAUCCUACCUGCAGCUCGUCGCAAAUGAGACCGAGUUCGAUUACGACACAUUUAAUGUCUCCUCUUACUUGCUUGGUGAUCAUUUGACUGGGUCGCUCAUCCUGGGCGAGUCUCUCGCUAGAUGUCUCAUUCUCUACCCGCAAGUCUGGUCGGGUGUCUCUAAAAUGCUCAAGUCAUGUGACAUGGCCAUGUUCACGUCCUUUUGCGUUCAUCUACCUCUUGAUUGUGGGGGUCCCUCUGCAGCGCUAUUCUACCAAGACAUAUGGCCAACGGCGAACGAAUUUCAUGACAUCGAAGAGAUGUGCUUCCACAACGCAAAUCCUCUGGACCUCAUGUCUGAUAUCAUCGGCCAAGACGUGCACGUCUUCCUGAAGCCCGAGUCUUCGCAGGGUAUGAUCUCGCACGAAAUCGGUAUCGGUGCACUCAUGUUUUACUAUCUCAAUAGGUCAAUCAGAGUACUAGCGCAAAUUCCCGACAACGUUUAUUUUUACAACAGCAUGUUCACCGACGUAGAUCGUGUCUCUCAUCAAGGCGACAACUUCUGGGACAUUCUGAAAGUUCGAAGGGAGAAGGAGACCACGGAUUGGGAUGUCCAGGUGAAGAUAUAUGGCCCGGACGAGAAGGUGGUUUGCCCUGCCUGCUUGGAAAGUGUGUGAUAGCAGUGGAAAGACUGCUCACCAUCGCCUAAGUCCCUAUCAUCGUCCACAUCAUCGUCUCCACCAUCGUCCCCGCCAUCACGCUUCACACUCUGCUGCCCUUUCGUCUAUCCUCAACCAGAAUUCACGUGAUAUGCUACAACCCAAUGAUCCUUCCUGACGUGCAUUGCACGAAUGUGUCUGUCAAGC
Cryptococcus amylolentus CBS 6039 is the source of this 1233-nucleotide messenger RNA. RefSeq lists its product as hypothetical. The record is from RefSeq and is a predicted model, not a curated record. The coding region runs from base 1 to 1044 and encodes 347 amino acids. The transcript is spliced from 4 exons. Lineage: Eukaryota; Fungi; Basidiomycota; Tremellomycetes; Tremellales; Cryptococcaceae.